Salvia miltiorrhiza (redroot sage) is the source of this 1050-nucleotide messenger RNA. Its product is annotated as cullin-1-like. The coding region runs from base 91 to 921 and encodes 276 amino acids. The record is from RefSeq and is a predicted model, not a curated record. Gene Ontology annotation, biological process: protein ubiquitination; ubiquitin-dependent protein catabolic process. Gene Ontology annotation, molecular function: ubiquitin protein ligase binding. NCBI's taxonomy places the organism in Eukaryota, Viridiplantae, Streptophyta, Magnoliopsida, Lamiales, Lamiaceae. Gene Ontology annotation, cellular component: cullin-RING ubiquitin ligase complex. The transcript has 7 exons.
AUGUAGUCCGAUGGCGCGUUUUGGUGGCACCGCAACCACUCAGCUCAGAAAGCCUCAGCAAUUCUCAUCUCCGCCGUGUCGCUGCCGAGCAUGGCUGGUGGCGCCGCCGUGAUGACGUUUGAUGAAGCAUGGCCUAUUCUGCAGGAGGAAGCCAUUAAUAAGCUCAUCGACUAUCUGCAACCUGACGAGCCGUUCAACCGUCAAAUUUUCACUUCUGCAGACUAUAUGCGAUUAUACACAGUUGUUUAUAAUGUAGCUUCUCCAAUCCCAUUAGGCCCUGAGGUCGACAAACUGUACAAGCAAUACAAAAAAACAUUUGAGGACUACAUCUCUUCUGAGGUAUUGCCGUCUCUCAGGGGAAAGGAGAGCAAUGAUCUCUUGAAAGAACUGUUGAGAGGAUGGAAAAAUCAUAAAUUUAUGUUACUUUGGCUUUCUAGAAUCUUCUAUUAUCUUUCAAGAUACUAUAUAUCGAAAAAGGGACUGCCUUCUCUUGCAGAGACCAGUCACUCAGUAUUCUAUGAUAAGGUUUUCGGAGAAAUCAAAGAUCAAGUCAGAGACGCUGUUGCAUCAUUUAUUGAGAGGGAACGCGAAGGUGAAAAGACUGAUCAGCCCUUGGCGAAACAAGUGCUGAGCAUAUUUGAGGAAAUCGGAGGUGAUGCAUUGGAGAACUACGAAAACGAUAUUGAAGAGGCCAUGGUUGAAGCUUCUGCAAAAUUCUAUUCAGCAAAGGCCUUAGACUGGAUGGCUACCAUGUCUUAUGAGGAAUACAUGCUUAAGGUUGAGCAAUGCUUAGAAAUGGAGAAAAGCAGAGUUUCAGAGUACUUGAAGCUCACAAACAAGAACAGAGUAUUAGAGGUUGUGCAACAUGAACUGCUCAACGUACAUGCAGAACAGCUUGAAGAAAAGAGAGCUUCUUCAUGAUGAAGUUUGCUUGAUAAAUAAAUCUAUGCAAGUUUAUGUUUUUCCAAACAAAAUAUGACCUGCUAUUUCUUACUCCCAUGUUAUUGAAUAUAAAUGAGAUGGUGGAUAUGCUAAGACUGAUCCUCAAAA